AUGCAAUUUCCUCUUGCCAGCUUGCUCGCUCUCGCCCUCUUCCAGGGUAGCCUUGCCGCUCCAACCGGUCCAGUGACGCUGCGCUCACUCGAAAACACCGCGGAACCCAAUACGCGUCUGCACAAACGGCAGUUUCUCAACAGCGCUCUCAGUGGCUACGGUGGCUAUGGCGGCUAUGGCGUCCACCUCGGAGUCUAUUCCGGCAGCUCUACCGGAUACAAUGCGCCAAACUACCAAAACGCCGCCACCACCUACUCGCCCUUCGGCGUGUCUAACAGUUUCAAUGCCGGAAGUAGCGCGACCGGCUAUUCCAACAAUUAUAUUGGCUAUUACGCUAAAGACGCAGACGCCAAAAAACCUACCAAUGAUUCGUAA
Puccinia triticina is the source of this 375-nucleotide messenger RNA. RefSeq lists its product as uncharacterized. The transcript is spliced from 2 exons. The coding region runs from base 1 to 375 and encodes 124 amino acids. Lineage: Eukaryota; Fungi; Basidiomycota; Pucciniomycetes; Pucciniales; Pucciniaceae. The record is from RefSeq and is a predicted model, not a curated record.